AUGCUUCCCUUCUUAUUCUUGGAGAAGCAUUAUUUCUACAAGGGAGUUAAUCCUUCAGGGUUCUUACUGGCAAAUUGGAGAUGGGGAGCAGGUGCGAGUUUGGGGGAUCUUUGGGUCCCUGGAAUCCCAAAUAAUAUGCCGGCUAUACUUCCUUCAACUGUGACUACUUCUCUCAAGGUUAGUGACCUUAUGCUUGACUCUCUUGCUUGGAAUGAUGCUUUGGUAAGAAGUACUUUUUCUGUGGGAGAUGCAGAGGCUAUUUUGAGUAUUGCUCUGAGUACUAGGAGAGUUGAGGAUAGGUGUGUGUGGAGAUUGGAAAGUGAUGGGGUUUUCUCUGUCAAAACUGCCUAUAGUCAUUCUUUCUCACUCUCACCCUCUAGACGUCCGAAUACGCUUAAUGUCAAUGGUGAAUUUUGGAAAAAGAUUUGGAAGGGUGGCAUUCCAACUUCAGUACGGGUACAUGCAUGGCGUGUGUGCAAUAAAAUUCUCCCCUCUUUGGAAAUGUUAGCCUCUAAACAUGUGGAGCUAGACUCUCAUAUAUGUGUCUUGUGUGAGACUAAGCAGGAAUGUACACUCCAUUUAUGUUGCAACUGUCCUUAUACUAAGCUGGUGCUCCAGACUAAUAGCAGCGUAUGUCAAGUGUGCUUUGAUGCUCAAACUGAAGGCUUUGGGAUCAUAGAGUGGCUGAGCUUCUGUGCCAAACAACUCCCUCAAAAAGCUUUUGAGGAGCUUCUGUACUUAUUGUGGAAUGUGUGGAACGAAAGAAAUAAUAGGGUGUGGAAACAAAAGAAAUCUCUUGCUAUUGAUGUUGCUCUACGAGCCUGUGCCGGGCUUGCAGAGUUUCGGCUGCAUAAUGUGAGAGCAAGGUUCUAA
Rosa rugosa (rugosa rose) is the source of this 873-nucleotide messenger RNA. RefSeq lists its product as uncharacterized. The transcript has a single exon. The record is from RefSeq and is a predicted model, not a curated record. NCBI's taxonomy places the organism in Eukaryota, Viridiplantae, Streptophyta, Magnoliopsida, Rosales, Rosaceae. The coding region runs from base 1 to 873 and encodes 290 amino acids.